Molecule: messenger RNA, 22529 nt
Organism: Pocillopora meandrina
Lineage: Eukaryota; Metazoa; Cnidaria; Anthozoa; Scleractinia; Pocilloporidae
Source: the annotation of a GenBank genome assembly
CCAGGAUGUCAGUACAUCGACCUAGGAUUAGGCAAUGGAUACACCCUGGAUAGAGAUUUCAGUUCGUCCUCUGUACUAAAUUCAAACACACCUGCUAAGAUUGGUCGCUUGAACUGCAAUGGAGGAUCAUCAUGGUGUGCCGCAACAAAUGAUAGGCAGGCAUAUCUACAGGUUGACUUUGAAAAGCUUUAUAUCAUCUGUGCUGUGUCAACUCAGGGGAACUCCCAAGGGGACGAGUGGGUAAGGAAGUACACACUUCAGUCAUCUAGGGAUGAAGCAACUUGGACAAACUAUCAAGAGGCGGGAAAUGUAAUAAAUAAUAAAAGAGUAUAAUUCCUGGUUAAAACAUUUACUGUCAUUAUUACGACAGAGAGGUUGUUCAAGUUAUUCAAGCGCACGAUAUAAGUGCUUGAAAAACAAAUUAAACAUACUGGGAGUCAAAGGAAAAAACACAAGCAAGGUAAACCAAGCUAUUCUAUAUAGACUUGAGCAAAAGUAAAGACGAGAAACUUUAGAACUUAUUUAGAGUAGUAUUUGUGAUGAGAGGUCUGCAUCUGAGAUAAGGAAAAACGAUCUUAACAGCGAUUCUGUCAAUCAAAAGGAUCUCACUGCCAUAUUUGACUGACAUCGAAAGCUGGCUUUAGUUCUUAGAUGCAUUGCAUCUUUUUAACUCAGAAUGAAACUGAAAUAUGGUCUCACGCUUUGCUUUAUGAAAAAAAAAACACUAACAAGCCCUAACUUGGCAGAAAAAGAUGUUUUUUCGUCUUGUCACGUGCGUGCGACAAAGAAAAUCUGAGUUAAUAUAUGACACGCGUCCUGCAUACUGCUAGGAUCAGCAAUGUCUGUAGCGACAUGUUUUGUAAGGAAACGUACGUUUUUCUUGAAGGUGGGGAGGGCUGGGGCCUCAGAGGGGAGGAUCACCAGUGAAAGUGAGCACCAAAAGGGGGAUGUCAUACCUCUUUGUAAGCUAUUAAAGGGGAGGAUCACACACCUUUUCCAGAAUUUUUGUGAUGUUGCUUUCCAUUUUUCUUACAGAUUAAGUUUUUCUUUUCCCCUACUUUGAUUUAGUCUGGUGUUUUAUUAUAGGUUCUAGGUUACAUUUCUAUAGGUAUAUUAUGCCAUAGCACAUAUAUUUCUCGGAGGACUCGUGUCCUUUGCUGUCCGUAUCGAAACGUACUAAACUCAGGCACCGUUUCUUCAGCUUCUUGCUCCUGUUGACUAUCCGCUACUUGAUCUCCUGAGUCGUUUAGUCUUUAGUCACUGUCAGACUCUGAAUUUAAGUCAGAGGCAGGCUGACUGUUGUUCUGACUGUCCUGCUCAAUAGAAGUCAAAAUCUUGCUGCCAAUAUGUGCCUUCAACACCCUCACUUUCUAAUGUUUCUUUCCUUUAAAUGUAAUAUUGUGGUGAUUAAUACAAAGUUCAAGUUCACCUACACUUAGGGGUGACAACUGGUUUCAGUGAUAGAGAUCUUGUCAGUCAAUGUCAUUGUAUUCCGGUUGCUUUCUUUCUGCAUGCUUCCUGUCAUUAUCUGUUGGUUGCUUAUCUUUCCUCAUUUCAAUGUCAGUUAGAUGCUCAAUAUAACCUGCAACAAGCGUUUCUGAAACAAUGUAUUGUUACAUAAUGUAACGAAUGGCACACUCCAACGAGAUACAAGGGGAUUUAAUGCGGCCUUUUCUCAAAAAAUUCCUUCAGUUUCUCUUGUACAAUUUACGGUACAAAUGUUCAAAUUGAACGGACUUAGAAAGACUCACCGAGAGCGUAUAUUUGUUGUAGAACUUAAAUUAAAACUUCGCUCGCUCGCUCGCUCUCGCAACGUAAUGACACUAUUGUUUAUACAAAUUCAUUCUGAAACCAAUAUUUUUCUGUCAACCAAAGUCAUUUGAGAGAGAGAAAAGAGGGAUUCAUAAGUUAUUCAUCGGCUUGAGGUAGUGACCGACGUGUUUGCUUAAAAAUACUGCCCAGCCGGAAACACGAGCUCUGUAUUUACGAAAAAUGGCAACAAAAGUUGGGAUGUACUUGGCGACUCACGAAAACGUUACCGUGGCCCGUGGGCAGAGAUAGAAAAAUACUAACCGGGUAAAGAACCAAUCAGAUUGCAAGAUUCGUUACCGUGCCCUCUCAAAAAAAAUAAUAUACUUUAUUUCCAGGACUUGAAGGCUGUGGCACGAAUGGUUUGCAGUGUUUGAGUAUUGUUCGAAACACCCCCUUUUAAUAGAACUUUAAACCAUUAUAUUUAUAAUUGUAUAUUAGUAGCUUGUAAAUAAUUACGCAAUUCAGUAUUUUACUGCGAUGUGAUAAUAAUAAACCAGACCAGUCCAGUCCACCCCCCCUCCCCUCCCCGUUUGCCUCUUUAAUUGGAGAAAAAGUGCUCUAAGUGUAACAUGGCGUACCCCUCCCUCUCUCUUGUGUACUCUAUUUUUGUCUCUAUGAGUCACUCGCUAGGCAUCCCUGAGUUAUGUUUUGUAAUUUCCUAAAGUUGAAUAUCUAAAUCAUUUGUGUUUUCCUGUGAUGGUCCCAAUUUGGUCCCCGAGAGAUUGUUCUUUCCAGCUUCGUAUGCACGUGGAAAAAAUGAGAAAAAUCUCCUCAUUCGUGAUUUAAUAACACUAUCCAUGUGACUUUUUGGCAAAUGGUCUAUGAGGCGAAAGAAAAGUAUUCAAGUUCGAUUUCGCCUUUUUCAUCUCGCACAGUCUUCGAUCCUCACGAGAAGGAGCAACGUCUAAUCGGAGGUGGAGCGCGGGCUCAAUUCUCAAACUGCGGCUGGUAAUAGUAGCCUGCUCAAGAUGACAGGUGCAGAAAUCGUAAUUUUUCGAUCGUCAUAAAACAAUACUUUGUCAUUAAUAACUGAGGGCCUUGUGACCCUUUUAUUCCUAUUAGUAGUCACGCAACUUUUUGUCACUAUUUCAGGUUAUAUGGGAAUACAAACGUAAGUUAGGAGAAACUUACCUAUGAUUGACACCAGCAAAACGUGUUUAGUUAAGCUAAGUUUAGCUGAAUGAAAAUCAGAAAUAAGUGAAUUUUGCUUAGGAUUCAAGUGGUUAGUAACUUGUAUUUUUAAUGUGCUAAACUUGAAGCCGACCAAUAUCGGUUUAAACAGCUCCCACGAAGAAAACAAAUUUAAACCGUGUUUGAAAAAACAACUGUAAAACAUUCUCUAGUACCGGUACACUCUACUUCCAACAUCUCGUGUACGCAAUCUUAGAAUAACAUCAGCUCACAAGAAACUUCAGACACCUUACGCCAGACGCGUAAAACUUUCCCUCUCCUUCAUUAAGGCAUAAUUUCACGUCGACUGCAUACCUUAUCUAUUGGAACAAAUUUCCCACGGGAAAAGUACUCUAUGUUAUUUAGUGGCCAGUCAGGAGACACUCACUUUUCCAUUGCUUUCUUUACCCGGUUUUUAUUUAACGAUCAUCUACCAACUAACUUAGUACAAUCAUCUUACUUAAUUACAGAAUCUUUACACCAUUCAGUAGUCAUACACUAUAUUACUUAUGUUUAUGCAAGUACUUGUUGCUAUAGUACUAAAUACAACACAGGUACAUUUUAAUGAUUGCACAAACACUAUUUAAAUAGCUGUCUAAAGAAGCAUGUUUCGAUAUGUGCUACAAAUCCAGAUACUUUCAAUUGUCGUUGGUAAGGUAUCCAAAAAUUAAUUUUGACCACGUGUAAGAAAUGGGCUUCGUCUUCCUCCUCUUCAAGGGUGGCCGGAAAUUCUCCCAAAAUCAGUCUGAAGUAUCAAACAUUCCUUCGAUAGUAGAAAUCUGCCGAGCGAAUGGCGAAGGGCUAACGCUCGAACCGUCAGCUUUAAAAAAUCUUUCCGGGGCCAAUUUACACUAUGAACUUAGUUAAUAACAAUCAACUUAUCUUAUUGCGCUUCCCCAACGAAGCAGCACCACAUUUUCUUUAGAAACUUAACCCAUUUAUUCAUAACUUAUCAGCAGCCCUGUAUAGACUAUUUGCAUGACUUCAACUAUGACCUUGUAAAUCAUAAAACGAUGGUCGUGGUGUAACUAGAAACAGAAAAUGACGAGGGCGGGGUGUAAUUUUUUUAUUAUGAUUUCAUACCAAUGGCAUUAAACAGCGAGUUUUAAGAUUACUCUUGUGUUUAAAUAAUUGUGAAACUUGUGAAGAAAAGGAGAAUCUCUUAGAACUGUCAAACUUUCAAAGUGUUCUAACAUCACGCACUUGACGGCCAUUAGCCCGUAAAAUGAAAAUUUUUACAAAUUUCAUCAUUCUCUCUUUAUAUCUGUUAUUGAUAUUACAAAACGUGGUUAUAUUCAUGAUUGACGUGGUUACGUGAUGGUAGCGUCAAACAAAGGGCCCCUUGGUUUAGAUGUAUUAAGGUAGAGGUCAAACAUCGGCGCACGCGGAAGCAGAUCAAUUUUGGCUGACCGCGCGACAACGUCAGCCCGGAAGAAAUGAUUAAUGUCAUGUGAAACAUGCAAAAACUAAAUUGAAAUGUUCAUAAAAAUCUACCAAAGGAAAAAAGGAGAAAGAGGAAAACUUGAGAUUUUUUUAACUCAGGGCUGAUUUAAUGGAAGGUAUCCUGCUGAUUUUGCAUUUUGUUAUGAGCUUCAUCUAAAAAUUUAUACUCUUUUAAUACACCGUGACUUACUGGCUUACGUGGUUAUUAACAUCUCCCAUAAGUCAACUUGGCUCUGACCGACUGAAAGCACACACACUUGUCAUUACAAAGUUAGCACCUGUGUAGGCUACUGUGUUGCUUGUUAUUAUCAAGAGUUGCGUGGUCUCAAUAACCAGCCGCUGUUCGAAAAAUGAGCCCCUCUUCUCGUGAAGGGCAAAUACCGGACUCGAGGGAGCAAUGGAAUUCUAGCCUAGAGUUACUGCGCUUGACAACACAGCAUUUUCGUAGAAUAUUGUUGUGAAUCAAUGUCUUAAAACUUCACGAUGUUUUAUAAGUCGCAAUCACUCCUUUUACGAACUAUCCUGAAAUAAUUGCCCUCAGCAGUCAAGUACUUUGAAGAGGCUUCAGAGCAGUUUGAAAUAUCGGAUCAUCAACUUACUCCAAGCCAAGCACGUAAUCGUAUUUAAAUCACUGCUACUUCCUUUCAACUAUCUUCAAAGUUCCUGUUGUUUUUUUUCCCUUUUAGGUACUGACAUUAGUUUUAACAUUUGUUCUGAUCAGGUUUUCCAAGUUGGAGAGAUCAUGGCCUUAUUUUUUCAUCAGUUAAUGCUCCUGGUGUUCUUAGUGAGUAUUCCUAUUAAUUCUACCUAUAUUGCAAUAAAUAAUUCAAAAUACGGAAUAUAAUGUGUAAGUACAGGUAAUCAGGUUUAAAAAAGUCCUCAUUAAGAAGCCAGUUCUGUUUCUUGAGAAAAACUUUUGAUUUCUCUAGCAUAACUUCUGGCUGGAGGGUCUUCGCAUUUUGAUGUUGUCAGUUCACAUCUGCUAAUGUUUGAUUUCUAUCAUUUUUCUCACAGAGUACUAAAUAUCCUCACGUUUCAGGCGCGUCGCUAGGUAUGUAAAAACAUGUGGUUCUGUACUUUAAACAAAAGUAAAGCAAAAACAAGCGCUGUUCAACUGUUUAACCGAGAAAGUUGCUUUUUGCCAUCAAUUUUCACAAAAUAUUUCUCUGUCUUUACGGGCAAAGACCAACGGUAAAUGGAAAAAUGACUUUCUACCGUAGUUAAUUCUUUACGAACUGCUAAAACUCAUUAUUUUAUUCCUUACAAUUCCUGUUUAAAAAAUGAGAGCAUUCAAUAUUCUCUUGUUGUCUGGUUGAGCGUGAAUUCAAUCAUCAUGACAGAUCAAUUUUUACAGAUUGCUUUAAGAAUCCUGUUGGUGUUGCUGAUCCCAGAAUAAUCACUGAUAAUCGGAUGACAUCAUCUUCUAAUCACUACGGUCUGUACCGGGCGGCCUAUGGUCGACUCAACGGUUACAGAGGCGGUGGUUGGUGUUCGCAUAAGACUGACAGUAACAAUGAAUGGCUUCAAGUUGACAUCGGAGAAAUAAUUCAAGCAUGCGGUCUUGUUAUCGAUGGAGAAAGAGGAACAAGUCGCCUGUGGAUUAAAGCUUUCAAACUGUCCUAUUCCUUAGAUGAAUUAAACUGGGAAACCUACCUGGAUGAAAGUGGUGAAGAAAUGGUAAAAAUUUCAUUGUAAUCCAUCAAAGAAAGUUUUUUAUUUCAAUUUGGUGGUGGGGAAAAUUUUGAAAAAAAAACUGUUCUUUCCACCUUGUUUAUCUUGUUCUGUUUUUAUUUUUUAUUGUUAUUGUUUAAACAUAUUUUUCUUUGCUUUCCUCAAAGUCACUUAGGCUUAUCAAGGGGGAUUGCAAAAAUACAAAAUUUAUUUCUUUUAUACAGGCUCAUACACAAACCCACACCCACGCAAAAACAACACACAAAUUACAAAAACAACGAAUUAAACUUACAUAGCUUGGGAGAUAUUAUUUAAACAAUCAGGUAAUGGUCACAGGAAAGCGAUUUGUAUUAAGUAUGAUACUUUAUAGCUCGCAAAAAAGCACUAUUGACAUUGUAUUUUUUUCCGUUCUUUCGCGUUUGGAAACAAGUAUUUUUGGAACUAUUUUUUCCUUUCAAAAAAACUUAUGUUCCAUUUAUUACGUUAAUGUUUCAAAGGAAUUUCAGAGUAUAGGUUACGGUCCUUCAAUCGCUCAGCACAAGUUACCACUGCCAGUGUAUGCAAGAUACUUUCGAUUUUAUCCAAUCCAGAGUCAUAGAAGGACCUGCCUUAGGGUUGAGAUUUUCAAACAAAAAUGUGAGUUCAUAAUGCAAUAAUAACUAAAAUAUGAUUACUUUUCCGGUAUCAGGAAACAGGUUCCUGGGUGUGGCCGAGAUAAUCAUUAAACACAGUGUAGUACAUUCUCAAAUUAACAACAAGCUCAUGCGUCAGCGUGUGUUCAUCGAUGUAAAAAGCACGCGGGAGGUCGGGAUAUGAAGCCGGCACGAGUUUUAAGAAGCUACAGUUGCACUCGGCUGCGCCUCCAGAAAAUCUUACGCAUCUUGCGUGCUCCAAAUCGACUUUCCUUUAGCAUAUUUACAUGAACUUCUCAUUUUAAGCUCCUAAAGGUUUAUAUCAAUCGUGCUUCAACGGAAAAGCUGAUUAAAGGCGACUGGUCCACUGCGAAUGGCUCUCUAGAAAUUUUCAAAAUGUUAGUCUUGCAACUGAUCAAUACGACAUUGACAGAAUAGAUAAGUUUUGAACCAAGUUAUCCUUGUAUCCGUAUUACUCUUGACAAAAAAGAAGAUGCCUCAUCCUCUUUGUUAUCGAUGAAUUCAUCUGAUAAGUAACUUUCAACAUUCAGCUUAAUAGGCAAAGGGGUUUAACUGUAUCAGGAUUUGGAUAAAGGUUGAAUAAUGCUUCUUUAUUUGCAGUUCCAGGAUGUCAGUACAUCGACGUAGGAAUAGGCAAUGGAUACACCCUGGAUAGAGAUUUCAGUUCGUCCUCUGCACUAAAUGCAAACACACCUGCUAAGGAUGGUCGAUUGAACUACAAUGGAGGAUCAUCAUGGUGUGCUGCAACAAAUGAUAGGCAGCCAUAUCUACAGGUUGACUUUGAAAAGCUUUAUAUCAUCUGUGCUGUUUCAACUCAGGGGAACUCCCAAGGAGACGAGUGGGUAAGGAAGUACACACUUCAGUCAUCUAGGGAUGGAACAAAUUGGACAGGCUAUCAAGAGGCGGGAAUAUUGAAGGUUUGUCACCUUCAGAAACCUAAUAGAUAAUAAAAGAGUAUAAUUCCUGGUUAAAAAAUUGACUGUCAUCAUUACGAUAGAGAGGUUGUUCAAGUUGUCCAAGCGCACGAUAUAAGUGCUUGAAUAACCUGGUUAAACAUAAUGGUAGUCAAAGGAAUAAACACAAACAAGGUAAACCAAGCUAUUCUAUAUAGACUUGAGCAAAAGUAACGGCGAGAAACUUUAGUACGUAUUUAGAGGAGAAUUUGUGACGAGAGAUCUGCACCUGAGGUAAGGAAAAACGACCUUAACAGCGAUUCUGUUAAUCAAAAGGAUCUCAUUGCCCCAUUGGACUGACAUCGAAAGCUACCUUAGUUCUUAGAUGCAUUGCAUCUUUUUACCGAGAAUGAAACUGAAAUAUGGUCUCACGCUUUGUGUUAUGAAAAAAAAACACUAACAAACCUUAACUUGGUAGAAAAAGAUGUUUUUUCGUCUUGUCACGAGCGUGAGACAAAGAAAACAAUCGAGUUAAUAUAUGACACGCGUCCUACAUACUGCUAGGACCAGCAAUGUCUGUAGCGACAUGUUUUGUAAUGGAACGUACGUUUUUUCAUGGGGGUGGGGAGGGCUGAGGCCUCAGAGGGGAGGAUCAUUAGUGAAAGUGAGCACCAAAAGGGGAGGGUGAUACCUCUUUGAAAGCUAUUCAAGGGGAGGGUCCCACAUCUUUUCCAGAAUUUUUUAAAGAGAAUUUCUGUGAUGCUGCUUUCCAUUUUUCUUACAGAUUAAGAUUUUCUUUUCCCUUAAUUUGAUUUAGUCUGGUGUUUUAUUACAGGUUCUAGGUCACAUUUCUAUAGGUAUGUUAUGCCGUGGCACAUAUUUUUCUGGCAGGAUUCGUGUCCUUUGCUGUACGUAUCGAAACGUACUAAACUCAGGCACCGUUUCUUCAGCUACUUGCCCAUGUUGACUAUCCGCUGCUUGAUCUCCUGAGUCAUUUAGUUCUGAAGAGUUACUAUUAGAUCCAUCCAUGCACUCUACCCUGUCACUGUCACUGUCAGACUCUGAAUUUGAGUCAGAGGCUGGCUGAAUGUUGUUCUGACUGUCCUGCACAGUAGAAGUCAAAAUCUUACUGCCAGUAUGUGCCUUCACCACCCUUACUUUCUAAAAUUUCUUUCCUUUAAUGCAAUAUUGUGGUGAUUAAUACAGUAAUAAAGUUCAAGUUCACCUACACUUAGGGGUGACAACUGGUUUCAGUGAUAGAGAUCUUCCCAGUCAAUGUCAUUGUAUUCCUGUUGCUUUCUUUCUGCGCGCUUCCUGUCAUUAUCUGUUGGCUGCCUAUCUUUUCUCAUUUCAGUGUUAGUUAGAUGCUCAAUAUAAUCUGUCCAACAAGCGUUUCUGAAACAAUGUAUUUUUCAGAAAACUCUUUGAUUGCCUUUUUAUCCCCUGCUUUUAGCUUACCCUCUUGAAAUAUCUUUUUUAUUUGAGCUCGAGGCUGAUAAUCAUCAGGUUUGCAGCCACUCGUAGGUGUUUUCGUAUUUGGUAUGUAGUGAAUGUCGGGAAGUUUAAUGUAAUCGGGAUAGGGUUUUGGAGUUGGUGUAGCUGGAGCAGGACUUACAAAGUUUUAAAGUUUAGACUUCCAUAUUCGAAAUUCAGCAAUAAAACGUAAAUAUCCCACACUGCGGAUUGUUCGCAAUUUCUUGUUUCAACUCGCACACAUUCAAUAUCGAGAUAUGUUUAUUUUCAAACAUUUUGCGUUCACAACCUAAAUUUUCUUAGGUGUCUACUGUGUGAAAUAUACCAUGUAGUAGUAACGGGAGGGUCGAACUUUUUUUAGUCACCUAGCUGAAAGGUGGGAGGUCAGGAGUUUUUUCUAUAAAAAUGUAAGGCAAGGCCAACACUUUUUUCGGAAAAAAUACCGAAAUUCCCCAGUCCCCCCCAGAAAAAACGUACUUUUCCUUAAUAGAAAAGAGAAAGUUGUUAUUUUGUCUUGUCACGAGUGUGGGACGAAAAAAACAUUCUAAGUCACCAUUAGGAAUCGAACCUCAAACCUUCGGAUUCCGCGCUCCGAUGCUCUAACCCCCGAGCUAAAGAGACUCUAUGGUGAGCAAGGCUAUUACAAAGUUCAUAUAUGACACGCGCCCUGCAUUCUGCUAAGAUCAGCAAUUUCGAUAGCGUAAUACUUUGUAAAUGGAAUAAGAAAGAUGGUAACCUUCGUUUGGGUGAGGGAAACUUUGCAGGAGUUAGGUAAAGGUAUAAAGUCAAUUUCUUUAUUUCCCUUUGGCGGUCUGCUUACAAUGCGCAAAUAGCGUUUGAUAUUUGAUGUUCUUGCAUCUACAGGUAUUCUCAGGAAAUUUCAACCGAAAGGAAACAAUAAAACAAAUUUUAUGCAGUGAGCUUGUUGCUAAGCGUUUACGUUUCAUUCCUCAAGAACAUUACGGAAACUGUUGUAUGAGGGUUGAAAUAUAUGGAAUACCACUGGCAGCAGGUAAAAAGCAACAUACGUUUAUAACGAUGAAAGAGCUUCCUUACGACAGCGCCUUGAGUAAAAACCGUACUAGUAAAUACAAAAGACCGGUUCUGGCACUUUUUUAAAAAAAUCAGAAAUAAUAAUACAAGAUCACUGGUUGGCUUAAAAUUUAAAGAUCGGUAACCUCGUUCUUUUGACUGAGGAGGUAGUUUAACCAUUCAUGUUUAAUAGUACAGGUAUUGAAAAACCAUUUGGACAGACUUCACCCAUAAUUAUUGAGUUUACUAAUACAAGUUAUAUUGUUUGAAAAUGUCCACAAAACCUUACAAUAAUACCAGCCCGAACUCGCUCGAGCAAGACUUUGCCGGUGAGAAACUCCCAAGUCCUCGUUUUUUUUUUUUUUUAAUAGUACGUUACAAUGAAGGGGAACGAAAAGUUAGCAAAAACUGCAAAUCCAACUACUUCAAAAGUCCAAUAGCAAAUAAUAUUGUAAAAUCUUUUGUUUUUUUCACAUAAUUCAGUGACAUUACGUAACAGCUUGACAACAGCCACUCUUUACACAAAAAUUAAAUAAUUUAAAUGUGACGCUAAUGUCACGCUCUUCCUGGACAUCUGGGAGAAAAAGCAUAUCCUUAUUUUAGCAUCUUUCAAUUUUACGCAUCUUUCGAUACUCAGACAAAAUAAAUAAUAAAGCUGCUUGUAUUUUCAGAUAAUCUUGCCUUAGAAAAGCCAGCCUUUCAGUCAAGUAUUUUUUUGAUUGCUAUGAAUGUUAACUAUGCAAGAAGAGCAGUGGACGGAGUCAAGAAUACAAACAGAAACUAUUGUGCAAACACAGGAGGAAUGGAUCCUGUUCCGUUUUGGGGCGUCGACUUUGAACAAGUGCUGCCCGUUUCAGAGGUUUUCAUUGGAGACUGUUGUGGCGAACAUUUAAACAGUGCCGAGAUAAUGGUAGGUAAGUACUCAAAUUAGGGAUAGCCCACGUCCCACCGAUUACAGAUUAGCGCGCAGACCUCUACUUCGGUUGGCGAAAGGUAUACAGUCUAUGUGUCCGUCUAUGUGCUCUUACUGAAGAAUGACUUUUUAAAAAAGUUGAUUUUCGUAUUACCUCGAACUAUUACUUGAAGGAAAUCAAACUAGAGAUGAAGGAUUAACCUACAGUCUUUGCGCCAUUGAUCUACGAGUCCCUCAAGGAAAGGGAAAGUUUUUUCGAUGCAAUAUGACGCUGUACGGCAGAUAUUUAUGGAUCAGGGUACUUGGAUUGUCGAAAGCGUUGGUCUUAUGUGAAGUUGAAGUUUUCUCCACAGUUAGAUCAAGUAAGGAAGUUUACAUUUAACAUUGCAGAAUAUGAAUCAUAUCUCUCAUUCCUUUGUCAUAAAACUCCUGAUCAUUUAAUCGAAUUUUGUAGGAAGACAGUCACAGUUGAAUACCCAAUUGUGAGCAUCUUCGGAAUAAGACAGAAAUUCUACUUUAAAGAAUGCUUUUCCAUUAACGGAUGAUCCUGUCUAUUAGCCUGUUCUAACUCCGGGUCUUAUAAACUGAUUGGUCAGUUUUUCUGUGAUGUAAUUGGCAGUAAGGCUCGAAUGGCGUAAGACGGUCGUGAUUGGUCGGUUUCGAUCCGUUGGUAAAGUUAGGUCUUUCUGCUUGGUUCGUUUGUAAUGUUAAUGCCGUGAAUAAGUCGUUUGCAUGGUGCCGUUAGUAGUUGAGUCUGUUUCAAGUUAGUUAACCAGCUUUCCAAAGUCAGUCGUUAAAAGUAGUCAGAGCUGUAGGUUAGACAUUGCACGAAGUCCUAGUCAAUAGUGUGGCUCGUAAGUCGAUGAUGUUCAGCAAUGUGACCGUUGACAUCACCUUUCCUCGUAUAGAAAUAAAUAUGGUACCGGGUGGCAGGACAGAAUAUCAAGCAUGACUCUGAUAUUUCACAAUGUAAAACAAUUCGAGACUCUGAGUGUAGCGGCAUGAUUUAUUUGUGAGAUUCCUAACCUUGAUCCGUUAAAAGCAGCGCUACACAUCUGUGCGCUUAAAGUGAGUUGCCGUUCUUUUUGCUAGAUCUUGCCUUGUAUCAGUCUGCUUCUCAGUCUUCUACAAGGUCAAAUUAUACCGCUGACAAAGCCGUGGAUGGAGUUAUUCAUUCCUGUGCUACAACUCAGUCGCAGCAGGACCCCUGGUGGAAAGUGGACUUAGGAGCAUCGUGGGUUGUGGCGAAGGUCAUCGUUACAUACAAAAGUCAAAUGGAAGGACUUCAAGUCUGGAUUGGUGGGUUCAGGGAAUCGUGAAAGAAAAUUAAGUAAUCAUAGAGUUAUUGUCAUGAGAACGCGCUCUAUAAAAGCCCUCCAUAGAUGUAGCUGUAAAACAGGGAAUAAGUAGCAUUAAAACGGGAGCCCCAAGAAUGUAUGUUUUGCUGACGGUUACUGUAUGUCUUUUUAACGGAGAAGUGAAAAAUAAAAGAAAUGCCUGAUCCCCGAUAAAUUUGAACUUGGUACUUGGGGAGGAAAAAUUUGAAAAAUAAGGUAAUGCCAAGUGGAUUGCAUUUCAAAUAACAACGUGUUCUGUGUUCAUGUCCAACAGGUUAUGACAGUGACAACAGAAGAAGUUCAAACUUGCUUUGUGGAGGAAAACCCCUUUCCAAAACAUUUCUAAACAUUUCUCAACGACUUACCAUAUAUUGUCUACCCAGACUUGUCGGAAAAUUUGUUUUUAUUGAAGAUUCAGGCGCUAACAGAACACUGUCCUUAUGCGAGGUGCAGGUUUAUUCCGAGAGAGGGACAAGCAAUGGUAAGCAGCUGUCGUGACUACUUGUCUAAUUUUCACUUUCACUGAUAAGAGUUAUUUCGUUCUAUAUGGAGAAAAAUGUUAAUCGUCUUGACACAAGCCUGAGACGCAGCAAAACUCGUAUUCCCCCACAUGGCAUUGAUCUUCAUUUCAGCUGUUUCAAGCUGGUUCGAGAAAAUAGGGAAGGGUUUAGUACAGCUUUAAGUCCAACGUUCUUUUUGGGAAAGCGAAGCAUUUUACAACACGGCGAAAAACAUCCUUUUGACUCUUAUCUCAUCCCUUCUUAAUACAGUGGAGCCUUUUCCCAACAGCAAAACUCAAGAGCGAGAUAAGGGAAGAAAGGUGGCUGUUCUUAGUGGGGAUGCGGCCGUUGAUAAGGAUUCCAAUUUAGUAUGUUUCCCCUUAUCUGUUUUCUUUUCCUUUUGAAGCAUGUCAGACACAGGCAAUUAAUUUGGCCAACUCCAACAUACACUCGGACAAACGUUUUACAGCCUCAUCGUUUCUGGCGAACAAUGAACCGUAUAAAGCACGCCUCAGGAAUACUUUAGGAGCCUGGUUACCUAGCAGUAACAACAAUACUAACGACUACCUGGAAGUUGAGCUGGGAGAUGUGUUCUUUAUUUGCGCUGUAGCUACUCAAGGACAUCCACUUCGAGAGCAGUGGACCAGAAGCUAUAAGCUGCAUUUGUUCCUAAGGAAUUGGAUCACCUAUAAAGAGAACAACUCAGAAAAGGUUUGAAAAAUAGUAAACUCGUUAUAGUGAUGUUCUAUAGUUGCCUGAGUAAGAUGGCCUCAAGUCUCCCAGUGGAGGGGUAAUAACGAAAAUUACUUCAUUCAGUGUAUCGAUUUGUGUACGGUUACAUUUCUUUAUUGUGAAAACUGUUUUUACAAGUGACCUAAAGGUGAUAUCAAUUGGAUCAAGUUUGUAAAUUGUCUUACUCUCAACGAACAAGAAUCAAAUCAGAUUUGCAGUAGGUUAUGGGAGAGAGGGAGAGCUAAAUUUUGAUAUGAGUCAAUGAAUCUUUGAUCCUAGUUCGAGAAGGAAAACUGAGUUUCAGUUAAUUUCUAAUAAAAUUUUGCUAUAGAUUUUCAGCGGCGGUAGUGGCAGCCAGCAUGAAGUAGUGAAACAAUUUCUGGUAGAAGUGACAAGGGCUCGGAUCGUUCGGUUCCAGCCAGUUGACUAUUAUAUUCACAAAGUUCUCAGAGUGGAAGUGUAUGGAACAAAAACACCUGCAGGUGCGUCAGUGUUUGAUUUUGAUCUUUUUUGGAUGUAGUAUUUUUGAAUGAACACACUAUGAUAAAGGACCAGACCCAUCAAAUGUUAUACAACAUUAACUAUUCAGAUUUAUGUUUAUUGAUAUCUAAGAAUCAGAGUAUGACAACUUUUCUUUUAAAAAGGAAUUAAAGUGUAAAUGUUCUAAAAAAAUAGUUUUUAAAGAGGGCAAGAAGUAGAUCAAAUGCGUUACCUUAACUCCACAAAAUCGUGACCUUUUUUCAUAAAAAAAUGAAUUACUCCGUAUGAGAUUGUGCCAUGCUGCUUGGGUGAAAUCACCUCAUAUUUCAUUAAGUGAGCGUGUAGAAAGUCAUUUUCCCUCACGGAAAGAGAAAUUUUACUCCCUUGAACGUGAACACGAUAACGUAAGGUGGACGACAGGGAUCUGGGGCAAGGCGGGAGAAAAGUACUUUGCACUGCUCCAUUGUUCAAACCUUGCGUCAGCCAGCCCAGUAUCUUAGCUGCUGAUUGGACAAUUUAUAUUCGAUGAGCAACUUUUUCACAAGUAAAUUAAUAAAGCUCCAAUUCAGUAUGUCACCGUAGCCGCAUGUGACACAAUUAAGCUCGAAAACUUAAGAAAAUCAUCAGGUUAAAAGUAUAAAAUACAAAACGCGUAAUGAAAAUGUCUUGAGAUUGUAAUAUAUGUUGUCUUAACUCCGUGGUAGCGUUCUUCACAGCUUCUCCUGUUCACCCCGUCAUUAAAAACAAAGAGAAGGAAAUAUUUCACAACUCUUCCAUAAAGUGGAAUUCUCCCAAUGCCAAUGGCUGCCCAGUGAGUAUGUUCUCAGUGUACUACAAAGCUAUCAAAUCACGAAAUGAAGAAAGCGCUUGGCAUCGUAUCAAUACAUCUUCGGAUGCAAAUGAGCUGAGCUGCAGUAGUCUCCCACUUGAAUGUGGCACAGAUUAUGAAUUCAAAGUGUCUGCAUGGAAUGACGUGGGAACAAGUGAUUUCUCAGAGUCCUGGCAAGUGAAAUCCAUCACAGGUAUCGCAGUAGUAUUUCUCUAUCUAUACUUUUCCUAAAAUCAUGUAGAAAUUGUUGGCAAAGUUGGGAAUCCUUCUGUGAUAGAGGGCCAGGCUGCUAACAUUUUGACUUUGCGCUCGGGACUUUGAGCGCGAUGCUCGACGAGUCCCCAUGAAAUUUACGAAAAGUAUUUGACGAGUCUCUUAGCCAACGAGAAACGCCGCGUCAUACCAACCACGUUUUUUCCACAAUUAUUCGACACUUAUUACAUUGUAUAAAUUAAAAAACAAAGAAAAACAAAAAAGAAAACAAUUACACAAGUAUGGCCUCGCACAAGUAGAAAGAACGAGUGAUCGUUAAAAACCUUAUAGGAGUCGAUUAUCAGCUGAAACUACAACUCCACUGUUGGUUAUCAGAUUCCACGAGUCUCAAUACAUAGGGGAUGGUAGGGAGAACUCUGUGUUGUACCGAUUUAUUCUCUUCCUUAAGAUUACUUCUCACGAUCAUCAUUACGUUUCCUGACCCAUCCCUUAUAACUCUCAACUCGAGAUUUACCUGCUCCCUUAAUUUGCUUGUUUUAUUUUUGUUUUGUUUGUUUUUUUUUCUAUAUUCAUUUCAAUUUCGUUUUUCUAAGGGUACCCAGCCAUUGUCAACAGGACUAACCAAGUGAAAGGAAGUGUUGUGGUGGUCCGUUGGAAGCCGUGUACUGUUUCUUUAUUCACUAUAUAUCACAGAGAAAUACUUUCAGAGGGCAAAAGUCAUUGGAAAGCAGUAAACGUGUCGAGGCAUGAAACAAGUUAUGAUCUUCAUCUUGGAUGCCAAAACGAGCAUGAAAUAGCUGUAACAGCCUGGAACUCUUCAGCAGAGACUCCACUCACAGCAAUAUUAAAGCACGGCCGAUUUUGGAGAGUGAGAACGUUUGGAGGUGAGAACACUGAAUAAUUUUCAGUAAAAAAUUUCGCAAAAAUUAAAAGUUUGUCAAUGAAAUAUCAUGUCAACUAGUAUUUCAACAGUUCAUUGGCUUCGUUUGAUUUCCUAGCUUAGUCUUCAAAGGCUGCAUUUAAUGGGAUACACGUUAUUUAGUUGUUAACCGUACACAACAAGAGUAGACAGUUUUGCUUCUUACAACGUUGUACAUGGUUUGGCGAAGCAAGCCGGUGAAAUUCGAAAUUCGAGACCGCAAGAAAACGUAUAAGCGGUUUCCCUUAACGAUAGAGAACUUAUCUUUCAGUCUGAACGCAACGAUCAUUCGCAUGACCUGACGCUGACUUGUGAUUGCUUCUUGCUUGUGAUUGGUUCUUUUGAGUACAUGUUGUUAAUCUAAAAUGUUUUAACCAUGAUGUCAAUCAUUGUUGUUCAAACUUCAAACUCCAUAACGUCGAAUUCGCCGUAGCUUCCUGUAAAACUUAUCAUUUUAGCAACAGUCACAUAAAAACAAAGUACACAUGCUGACUUGUGUUUACUAUCACUCUUACUGACGUGCUUCUACUUCUCUCUAAGAGACAGUCACGAAACAUUCUAUUUUGUGACAAGUGGCUAAAGGGGGAAAAAACCUUCCGAGAUUCCGGCUUCGGUUAAACGAGAACUAACCACUGACGUGUUUUGUUGUAGAUCGUGGGAUUAUUUUCUGUUACUCAAAAUUUCAUACACGUGUUACAAUGAUGUUUUCUUGACUCCUAUAUAUCACGUAGCAACUGAUUCCACACUGUUAACUUGACGCUGAAUAGAUCAAGUUCCAACAGUAAUGAUUUAAUUCAAGGUCAAGCAAUUUGGGCACAGUUACGAGAACCUAAAAGAAUCCCUUGCUUUCAGCAAAUGAAAGUCAGUUGCGGGUGCACAUUCCGUUUUAUGAAUUAUUUGUCGUUAUUGCUUCAGGUAAACCGUCUCCUCCGAUUAUAAAAAGCAAAGAAGUUCAGAUGUCUGGAUGUGAUGUGAACCUCAAGUGGAGUUCUCCACAAGACAACGACUGUCCGCUUACCAUGUAUACAAUAUAUUACAGAGAGGUGCAAUCUUUAGGUGAAGAUGAGUACUGGCAUCACAUCAACGUUACCAUGGACUCUACUUCAACGAGUCUCACGUCGCUCAAUUGUAACUCUGAGUACUUUUUUAAAGUGACUGCUUGGAAUGAACUGGGAGAAAGUAACACCUCAAAAGAAUGGCGUAUAAAAACUGGUCAGGUCACUGACAUUUCUCGCGGACGAACCCUCAGCAUUGCUGUAUUUGUAGGAUGUGGGCUAUUUAUUCUCUUAACUGUUGGAAUCCUUUGCUUCAUGAUCAGACAAAGGAGAAAAAAAAAGGAAAAUUCGAGGCCACAAAGCAAGAAGGUUGGAAAACGUUUUAUUCUAGAAAUGUGUUAGCUAACCCAAUCCCAAAUGUAAAAUGCUGUUAAUUGUCAUAUUCCAGAGAACUUCUGCCUCCGUGAGUGAAUGUCUUUCCCUCGUAUCAUCUUAUUUAAGGAAUUCGUAGAGGCUAUAUGCGAUCGAAAUCGUUUACAUACGUUUAUUAACAUGUAUUUGAUAAUACCCCUUCCCCCCUAACAAACUAAAUAUCCCUCAAUGCUUCGCAUACGAGUAUGUGUGAAAUCUUGAUGAACAAAAGAGAAAAGACUCUUCAAUGUUUUAUUAGAUCGAUGUCAGACAUCGUUCCCCUGCUGUUAAAGGAGAUUCCCCCGGAACGUGUAACCAUUAUGGAAGAGCUGGGUCGAGGCGCCUUUGGUAAAGUACACAAAGGAAUCUUAAAAGAAAUGCCGAAGGUUGAAGUGUUUUUCAAGCCCAAAGAAGAAAGAGAGGAUCAUAUUAAAGAAGGAAGAGUUGUCGCCGUAAAACUCUUACAUGGUAAGGAAUCACUGCACGAUAUAUUCGCUUUUUCGGUUAUGCGAGCCUUUUGAAGAAAUCACGAUGAAAAAGUUAGUGACUCAGAACUUCACAGUUAUAGGAUCUAUUUUAUUCAAUCCUUUUCUUGGGGCAAGAAAACUUAUUCUGUCAAACACGUCGAGUACCGACCGUAAUCACUGAUGAAAUACACUUUCACACGGCUGAUCACGAGAAACCAGUCUCUAUCCUCGUGGAUCUUCCGUAUUUCAACAUUCCUCUGUUUGGAAAGGUGUUUUCUUCGGAUGCUUUCGAUGACUGUGAUCGUCGUGACCGUUCAGACCAAAUUACACAGAAUGAUCCGUCCGUCAAUGACUUAAAUUCUACUUCCCAACCGGUCAUUAGAAAAGGAAGUAUCUUGCCAAAAUCAUUGUAGGAGGGUUUACGAAAAUUGAGACGAGCGUGUGAGUCGCCAGUUGUUGUGAAAUAAUUUACAACGGUAACCCUCCCGUCACUGUCAUAUCAUUCUGAUCAACGUACUGAAAUGUUUGUGAACAUGCAUCACUCCAUCGUCAUUUAGCGAAUAUAAGCUUUAUUUAGUUAAAUCGAGGACUAAGAUUUGCUGUGUUUUAUCAUAUUCCGCUUUCAGAAAGAGCUGGUGAGGAAGGGCAAGAGCAGUUUGUCAGAGAAAUCUCGUUUAUGCAGCGAGUUGGUACUCACAGCAAUGUGCUAGGUAUGAUUGGUUACUGGGACAGAUCAGAGCCAAUCAUGCUAAUCCUGGAAUAUGUUCCACAUGGAGAUCUUCUGCAGUGGCUGAGGAACAAAAGGCAACAGGUAAAAAUUUUUUGCACCGUCAAAACCAGGGUGCACUGGAAAGAUCACUGAUCCAUUGCUAAACACAAUUACCGUCCGAAAAAAGUCGGAAAGAUGAUCUAAAUCAUAAUUCUUCUUGAGAUACCAAGUACAAACACUACUUGGGUUGUGAGCGGAUGCUGAUGAUACAUUUUACUGUUUUUCUCCGUUAACAGAAUUUCCAAAACGCUUUUACAACUUGGUGCCUUGGAAUUUAGAUGGGUCUAACAAUUCAAAAUGGUUUAACAUAUUUUUUCAACUGUUUUGUUCUCGAUAAGUGGAAUUGGUCCAACAUCAUCUUUCAUUAAUUUCAGGUAAAAUGUAAAAACGGCAUUGAUGGUGUUGUUUUUGAAUCUGUGGACGAUUUAUCAGACAGUAGUGCGAGUUCAAAUGGAGCUGCCUCAACUGGUAAGUCAGAGGACGAAGGCUUUCACGAUAGUGGAGAGAAACUCACGACUGUGCAGGAAUUCAAGGAAGUCUCCGAAAAACAAGACGUCCGCGUCACGUCGGAGGUUCUAAUGACUCUGGUAGAACAGCCAUUUACAGACGAUAAAAGGAAUGACACUGAAGUACUUGGCAUCAAAACUCCCCAAACUGAUUUUCCAUCUGGCCUCGAAGGAGAGAAAAAUUCACGGAGCCAACAGUCCAAUGGACUGAAUCACAUGGAUGUCACUUUGCCCACUGAAAGUGCAAACACUGCAUUGCCCUCUGUAAGUGCAAACACCGGUUUGGAAGAUUUUAACCCUGAUGUUCGGCCCAGUAGUGGAAGCGGAGACGAUUUGAACAUCAAGAAGACAGAGGAUGAAAACGGAAAUGAAGAUAAAGGGAGAGAGGGAAUGAAAUCAUCGAUUGAUGAAGAAGGAACAAUCGGCAUUUCAUUUGAAAGUGCCCGUUCCUUGCCGCAGCCCCAGGAGAACAUGGAGCGACAACAAGAAACAAGUGAAGCUGGUGAGAAGGCAGUUGACUUCACUGUUCAAGAUGUACUUUGUUUUGCAUGGCAGAUAGCAAGAGGAAUGGUAGGUAAUUGAACUAAGUGAAAUAAAUUUUACGAUCAGACACUUUUCAGGAGUGUAGGAAUGACCGUGCUUCCCUAUUAUCCCAGAUUCGAGGAAAAAUUCUUUGAUAUAAACCGGGGCAAAAUCAAAAAAAUUUAGCUAAACGUUUGAUUCUUGAUACACAAACAAUUCUAUUCUAAACACUGGAAAUAACGUUAAAACCAGCAGCUCUCUUAUCGCAAAAUCAUCAAAAAAUUAGUUAACCAUGCCGUCGUAACAAUCUAUUUACUUUGUUCAGCAAUUUUAACCUUAUACAACCGGUUUUAUUCAGACAGCAAGAACUGAGCUACCAUAAGUUUACUGAUGUUCUCCUUUUCCGCAAUGGGAAACCAUAAAAGAAAAGAAAGGAUAGACGGCACAUGGUUUGUAAGUACUUUAUGUGUUUCGGUUUCUUUUUUGAAUAGGAGUACUUAGCAAGUAAGGGAUUUGUUCACCGCGAUCUGGCCGCGCGUAACAUCCUUAUUGGUGAAGACAGAGCUGUAAAGAUUGCUGACUUUGGCCUGUUACGUCACACGUAUGGAGAUAUUUAUGAAGUAAAGAACACGAGGAAACUUCCAAUCAAAUGGAUGGCGCCUGAGUCACUAGACAGUGGCGUAUACACUUCUAAAAGUGACGUGUGAGUAUUUGAAGUUUAUAUAGCACUUAUAGGGGGAGGGGGGGGUGUCUCUUGACAUACGUCUUUCACGUUUUAAUCUGAGUUAAAUGUAUGUAAAUGUAAGCAAUAAUUUGCUCUCACAUGUGAAUGCAUGUUCCUUACCAGAGCAUCUUUCCCAUCGGCCUUAUCAACCACAGGAAGUCAAAUUCAGGAACAUGAUCGUCUGAAUAUUCUGUUCAAGCACCCUACUAGACUAUUAAUUGACGGUAUACUUUAGUAUUAUUAACUGAGUUGAUAACGUAAAUUUACCACCGUAAAUAAUUGAAAAGCUGACGUUUGGAGUGUUAACCAUUCGACUAUCCCUCUUGACGAAGGGCUAACGCUCUCAACGUCAGCUUUUGAACUCUAAACGGUGGUCAAUUUACGUUAGCAACUCAGUAGAUAAUAAUUUAUUAUCCUGUUAUACUCUCCGACCGACACAGCAUUAUAGUCUUUUUAGAAACUUACCCCCUGUAUUAACUUGACGGUAUUUGUCAUCAGGCUUAGAAAAUAACAUAAACUAAUUAUUUUCGUCCCUUUUUCCGGUAGUUGGUCUUUUGGUGUACUUCUUUGGGAAUUGUGCACAAUGGGUGAGUAACAACACCUGAUGCAUCACAGCAAAAGUAUCCAACCUCUUUUUGCCUCACCUAUAACGCAUGUUUUUCAGUUAUAGGUUCGUUUCAGCUGCCUAACUGAAUUUUCCUAUUUGUGCUGAACUAUUUUCACUACUACUCAAGUAAUGUUCAUUACUGCGAAGAUUGCUUUCAUAUUCACGUCUUUAUCCGCAAGUUCAAAUAUAUGACUUUCACAUAUUCUCAGUCGUUUAUGCUGGACUGUGUUACAAAUAAAUGUGAGAGAGAGGGAGGGAGGGCAAAAACAAUGAUUCAAUCAACAACCUCCGAAUCCGAGAGGCGUUGGAUUGUGAAAAAAGAGAAAUGGACCUUCCUUUGGGGAAAAAAAGGCUAGAAGCGACCUGGCCGCUAAGAAAUAUGUCAUUUGAUAUUUGACAUCUGCAUUUUCUCAAACCUUUUAUUCACGAGGGGUCUAAGACUUAUCGAAGUUGCUAUAAAAACAAUUUUUCUAGUAACUUUUUUUUUCUUCUUCUGAUUUAACUUGCAUCCAAGGUGGCAUCCCUUACCCUGGAAUAAGCAACAGAGAGUUGUUAAGACUUCUUAAGUCAGGAUAUCGAUUGGAAAAACCAGCCAUUUGCUCUGAUGAGCUGUAAGUUUAACAAAUAAUCUUCAAUUGUUCCAUGCAAUUAACCUUAAUUCAACACCAACUAAACCUUUUCGACUGAAGUUUUGCUUUUUGUCUAUUUGACUGAGCGAAUCUCUUUUGAAGUUAUAGGUAAGGUCUGGCUGAGAUAUGUAGUUUAUCAUCAAUGAUAACAGUAAUCUAGAUAAUUCCACUUAGUUGAAUAAUUUUAAAAAAAGGCUGACAAUUGUGACAGAGGAAUUGAGAUCAAUGCUAGAAAAUAUAGUGUACCAGUAUGAGAAACUCUACAUGGAAACAAGGGCCUCACGAAAACAUUGAUUUCAGGGAUAGUUAUUUCAGUGAAUCACAUUGUAUACUUAUCAAGCAAGCUAACAAUAAAAGAAAAGAAAAAGUACCAAGUCUUUUUUUCAAGAACAUUUUGCCAUUGUAACAUCGAGAUGGCCAGAAUAUUCAACAAGAUGUGGUUUUCAAAACAAUUAUUAAGCGUAUUUGGUGAAGACGCCUUUAAAUUGUAAUUUGUUUUAAAGCUCGAGGUGAACUUUAUCAUGUCUGCAUUCUCCUUCCUGUGCUUGGUCGUCAGUAUCUGGUCCAACAGUAAUCACUGAAGACCAUGACUUCCACAUAGCGCCAAUGUCCCCGUUGACACCAGAAUACUUUAUAUCUUAUCAGAUACGAGUUAAUGUUAGACUGUUGGAGGGUAGACCCAGAAGAGAGACCAUCAUUUGAACAGCUGAUAACAAGAAUAGAAGAAAUGAUGACGAGGGACACUCCUUACUUUGAUCUGAAUGAAGACUAUGAAAGCGUUGCCUCUAACACUGAGACGACACCCGAAACUGACCAACCACAUGCCUGA